AUGGCCCACGGACCGCAAGAGUCAGAGACCUCUUGGCCUCCUCGGUCGCCCCACGAAGCCCUCAUGAGCACCCCGAAAGGUCGCCAGCGCUACCGAGAAAUGAUGAAUCAGACCUCGCCGACACCCACGCCCUCUCCAUCCAAGAGCAGCAGGGCUACGGCAUCGGUCAUGGCGCGAUCCGGGGCGCUUCAGGAACAGAUGGAUGACGAUGACGACGACGAUGAGGAGACGCUCCAGCUGAAGCUGCAAGAGAUCCAGGCUCGAUUGAAGCUGAAGAAACUGCAAAAGGCCCGCGAAAAUGCUGCUCAGGGCAGACACUCCCGCUCAAACUCCGUUACAUCAAGCGUCCAGCCACGACGCGCUGUUCGCGGGACUACACCAACGCCAGAGAGUCAUCCACGGCCUGCGUCGCAGAAUAUGGUACAGGUCCCCGCAUCUCCCGUUCGGAAACUACAGCCUCCACAGGAUCCAAAAUCGCCAAGUAGAGUGCUGCUAGGCAUCGACAAGGGGCUGCGGGCAAAGGAUGUUUCGCUAAAACGCGCUCCAAGCUUUCGAAGGCCGGCAAGCAUCGACAGAGCGGGACAGAGAAGCUAUUCAGAGAAGCCAAAGGCAGCUAGUCCAUCGGGAAUGUCGUCGCCCGAAGGAUUCCGGUCACUCAGUUUCAAUGAGCGAUUGGCAUCCGCAAGGUCAGAAGAAGUGUCUCGCGCCGAAAGACAAGAGAGGAUAUCCAAGCUGAGAUCCAGCGCAUUCGUCGGAAUUGGCAAGGAGGAAAUGGAAGAAUACAAGAAGAAUGCCGUCGACAUUCCAGACGAGCCUUUGCAGGCCCCGACUUUUAGCAGGGACGAGAUCCUUGGCAAAUCGAAACCACCUGUGGUGUUGCAACGGACCCGUACGGUUUCUGAUUUGCGCGAUACUGCAGGCAGAAACGGCAAUCCCCCUUAUGGCAAUAUUCCCCCAUUCAUACAGUCCUCUCAAAGGCGUAAAAACAGCUUGCCGACGAGUGACAUCUCCACGGAAGAGCAAGGGUCAUUUGAACCUUACUCUAGCAUACAUCUUUCUAAACGGAUAUUACCCAAUCGAGUCGUAGCUAGGCAUGUUUCUGGCAAGAAAAUAUUCAAUAUCAAAGAUCUGUUGCGAGAGGUCAAGGGUCCAGACUUUGCCCUGCCAGAUGUCGAAGAGGACAUUAUCGUCUUUGCGAUUGUAGCAAAGAAGUCAGAGCCCCGAGCGCAUAAGCCCGCCGCGGGGAAGAAUGGACAGAAAGACGAGGAUCGUGGCAAAUACAUGGUACUGACUCUAGUCGACUUGGAAUACGAACUGGAUCUAUUUCUAUUCAACUCGGGCUUCACUAAAUACUGGAAGCUCACAGAAGGAACUGUUGUCGCCAUUCUUAACCCCAAUCUGAUGCCACCACCACCUGGAAGACAAGAUACUGGACGGUUUAGUCUGGUCAUUAAUUCGGACGAGGAUACGAUACUCGAGGUUGGGUCAGCUCGCGACUUGGGCUUCUGCCAGGCAAUCAAAAAAGACGGAGAAAUGUGCAGAUCUUGGGUGAACAAGAAGCGGACGCAAUUCUGCGAGUUCCAUUCCAACGAAGCCAUCCGGAAGCAGCGAAGUGCACGAAUGGAAGUCAACUCGAGUGGCUUUGGUACUCGCGCUCGUUUUCAGGGCAAAAGCUCCGUAGAAGUUUUUGAGCCGGUGAAGAAGAAAAACACAGACUACGACUGGGAGACCAAGACACAUUGGUACGCGGCGCGAGGGCAUACGGCUUCAGAGCUACUUGAUGGCAAAGAUCGAGAUCCUUCAGAUAGGAAGGACAAGGCCGAGUUUCUACGACGCAAUAUGGAAGCCAAGGAAAAGGAGCGCGAAAUGAUGAAAAAGCUUGGUGAAGUCGGCAAUGCGGCUGGGAGAGAAUAUAUGCAGCGCGCAAGAUCUCGAACCGAUGCAGGCCUGGCACCCAGCAGCAUGAGCUCGAGCCAGCAACUCUUCAACACGGCAGAUCCCUUUACUGAACCCGAAAAGCCAGAUGCAGCCUCGCUCGGCCUCCUGGACAAGGCUCGUGACAUCCACCUCAGUCCUGUGAAAAGGAAACGGACGGGUAGUUCUCAGACUGGAUCUCUUACGCGGAGCAACAGUAGCAAUAGUAAUAGUACUACUCACAGCAGGCCGUCCGGCCUUGGCUGGGGCGGCGCGUUAAAGGACAAGCUCUCGAGCAUGAAGGAAGGGGAGAAGCUCAAGCCAGAGCAGCCACCGCUUCGGAAGAAGACACGGUUUGUCACGGAAAAGGGAAUCCGAGAGGCUGGCCGCGAGAGCCUUGGCAACUUGUCCGAAAGGAAUCUGGCCGACCGGCAGGUGAUCUUACCCGACGACGAUGACGAGCUUGUCAUCGUGGGGUAG
Messenger RNA from Trichoderma gamsii, 2394 nucleotides. Its product is annotated as minichromosome maintenance protein 10. NCBI's taxonomy places the organism in Eukaryota, Fungi, Ascomycota, Sordariomycetes, Hypocreales, Hypocreaceae. The coding region runs from base 1 to 2394 and encodes 797 amino acids. Gene Ontology annotation, molecular function: DNA replication origin binding; single-stranded DNA binding. Gene Ontology annotation, cellular component: replication fork protection complex; nucleus. The record is from RefSeq and is a predicted model, not a curated record. The transcript has 2 exons. Gene Ontology annotation, biological process: DNA replication; DNA replication initiation.